UGAAUUACCAGAAGAACAAUAAGACCAUCAUCUACCGCAUGCUGGACGUGGCCAACCAGGUGGACUGGUUCUACCGUCCUCUGAACGUCCGGGUGGCGCUGACCGGUCUGGAGAUCUGGAGCGACCGGGAUAAGAUCCGGGUGGAGAAGAGUCCCACCGACACCCUCAACAAUUUCCUGGAGUGGAGAACCAGAGAGCUGCUGCCGCGCCUUCGCCACGACAACGCGCAGCUCGUCAUGGGCGGGUCUUUUGACGGCACCACCGUGGGGAUGGCGUCUCAGUCGUCCAUGUGCUCCAGAGACCGGUCGGGUGGAGUCAACGUGGACCACCUGGUCAGCGUGUUGGGCGUCGCCUCCACUGUUGCUCACGAGCUCGGUCACAACCUGGGGAUGAGUCACGACACCGCCGAGCGCCGCUGCUCCUGUCAGAACGAACCGCGGCUCGGAGGAUGCAUCAUGGAACCCUCGACCGGGUUCAUGCCGGGUCAGCAGUUCAGCAGCUGCAGCGCUGCAGAUCUGUCCGUCAGCCUGCUGCACCGGCGUAUGUGUCUCUUCAACGUACCGCAGCCGGACCGCCUGCUGGGAGGCCCUCGCUGUGGGAACCUGUACGUGGAGAGAGGAGAGGAGUGCGACUGCGGCCUGAUGGAGGAGUGUGAGGACCCCUGCUGUAACGCCUCCACCUGUCAGCUGGUUCCUGGAGCCCACAGUGCGUCUGACGGCAUCUGCUGCCACGACUGCAAGCUGCGGACGGCGGGGUCGGUGUGUCGCGAGCCACUCGGAGAGUGCGACCUCCCUGAGUUCUGCACAGGCUCCUCCCCUCACUGCCCCCCACGUCUUCCUGCAGAACGGAGAGCCCUGCGAGGACAGCGCCUCCUACUGCUACGGAGGAGUGUGCGCCAGCAUGCACACCAGUGCCAGAUGCUGUGGGGACCCA
Molecule: messenger RNA, 933 nt
Organism: Micropterus salmoides (largemouth bass)
Lineage: Eukaryota; Metazoa; Chordata; Actinopteri; Centrarchiformes; Centrarchidae
Product: disintegrin and metalloproteinase domain-containing protein 12-like
Biological process (GO): proteolysis; innate immune response; integrin-mediated signaling pathway
Molecular function (GO): metalloendopeptidase activity; integrin binding
Source: RefSeq, a predicted model, not a curated record